Messenger RNA from Tympanuchus pallidicinctus (lesser prairie-chicken), 2321 nucleotides. It is a transcript of the gene MTRES1, whose product is annotated as mitochondrial transcription rescue factor 1. Lineage: Eukaryota; Metazoa; Chordata; Aves; Galliformes; Phasianidae. The record is from RefSeq and is a predicted model, not a curated record. The transcript has 3 exons. Bases 1203 to 2027 code for a protein of 274 amino acids.
GAGCUCCGCUCCGAGCUCAGCGCUGUGCCCGGGGCGGGUGGCGGCCGCGGAGCCGCCCUUGGCUCGGGGUUUGGCAGCUCCUGUGCCCCCGGGGCGGGUUUGGAUCGGCGGCUUAAAAUAACAGCGAUCGCUUCAGAGAACUUUUAGCAGUUUGUCCCCGGCUUGAGGAAAGGCGUUAAGUCUUCAGGGAGCGGCACACCGUCCUAAAAUUUUCAAUUGUAUGCCUACUAGUUGUAAUUGCUGUGGUGUGAGCAGAGCCGUGGGGGUUGUGGCUAUUUUUCUGCCACCAGUAGUCACAGACCUUUCACUACUGCAGCUGACUGCACAGGAAUCCCAUUCUGCUUUCAGCAGAGUUCACUCUGGUAUCAGGAGAACAGCCUCUGGUGUCAUGCAGUACACACACAGCUGUACAAAAGCCAGCAUCACAUCUGGCUUAGAGAGGUGCCCCCAGCUGAGGGGUGGGCCUCAAAAGGAGCAUCACCAGGGCUGCUGGCCCCAGUCCUGUUGCGGUGUGCAGAGCUGAGCUGCUUCUGCUGGAGUGCUGCGGUGGUGCUCGUUCCCACUUGGAGCACUUUGCAGCCUUCCCUCAGCCAGGAGCAUGGUCUGAGCAGAGCCUGGAGUUUAGAAACCUUCAACUCUUGGGGUUUUUCUUACGGCAUCGAACGAAUUGGUUGCUUUCACCAAGGAGGAGUCAUAGCAGGCGUAACUCUCUCUUUGCUUUAUAUGAAAUAUCACACAGAAUCACAGAGUGGCCCAGAUUAGAAGGGACCUCAAGGCUCAUGAAUCUCCAAUCCCCCUGCCACAUGCAGGGCCACCAACCUCCACAUUUAAUACUAGACCAGGUUGCCCAGGAAUCUGGCCUUGAACACCUGCAGGGACGGUGCAUCCACAACCUCUCUGGGCAGCCUGUUCCAGCACCUCACCACUCUCCUAGUAAAGAACUUCCCCCUGACAUCCAACCUAAAUCUUCCCUCAUAUAAUAUAUGAAAUAGCUACCUGGCUGCUUCUUUUACGAAUGGUGUGUUAAAUGGAGGGAGGAAAAUGCCACAGGUAUGUUUAAACAGUUAAUAUUAAACUGCAGAAGAGGAACAGAGUAUUCUAUUCCAUUGGGGGUUUCAGCGCUGGCUUCUGUCUGAUACUUUACCUCUCGGUAGCGAUGUGCAGUGUGUGAGAAAACACAGCAGGAUGCCCACUGCGUUUAGAUGGUGCACUGUGCAAGGGAACUAGAUAACCAUCUGUCUGUUUGUUUUAACUGUUGUGCUGUCCCUGGAGAAAUCCUUCCCAGUAGUCAAAGCGCUUGCUUGUUUUUAACUAUGAAUGCUUAUUUCAUUUUAGGGUGUACUAUGACUGGCUUCAGGCUCCCCAUCACUGUGUUUAGAAAACUGAAUGUUUGGGUUGGACUGUGGGAGAAAUUCCCCUCUAAUAAACUCUUUCCCUCUUGGAGAAGAAGCAUUUUCUGUAGCUGUCAGGCAAGCACAAUAAAUGACCGAAGAUGGUUUAGCUUUUUCCCAGUAAAACUCUGCACACUAAGACUUUCUCCAGAGUAUGUCUCAGUACUCUCUCUGCGGAACAAAAGUAGCAAAAGCUCUAAGAGGAACAGACAAACUGUACAGGAGGAGGAGGAGGAGGAGGAGGAGGCAGAUGAACAAGAAAGUGAUUUGGAAGAUGAAUUGGAAAAUGACCCCAACGUAGUAAAAGAUUACAAAGAUCUUGAAAAAGUGGUGCAGUCUCUACGAUAUGACGUGGUCAUGAAAGCUGGCUUAGACAUUGCAAGAAAUAAAGUAGAAGAUGCAUUCUACAAUAAUGAACUCAGGCUGAAUGGAGAAAAACUAUGGAAGAAAAGUAGAACUGUGAAAAUUGGUGACACGCUGGAUCUCUUAGUAGGUGAAGAUAAAGAAACAGGAACUGCUGUAGUGAUGCGGGUAGUCUUAAAAAAAGUAUCUAACAAGACUGAGAGUGAAAAAUACAGAGUAAUUUUAAGACGUUGGAAAAACUUGAAGGUGCCCAAACAGGACGUACUGAAGUAGCGGGGAGAUGCAUGUGGCAGCAUGAGAUUUGUUUUGCAGAAAACCAUAUUGUUUGUUGUUAAAUACGAAUUUUGGUUAAACAAAAUGACAGUACCCUUUUUUAAGGGCUCGUGUUAGAAAUAUCUCCCUCUGCUGUGUACAUCAAUGCUCUGUGGUAAAUGCCUGUCACUUCUUGCAGUUAGUUUUGUUUCAUGAUACUGUGGGAUAAAAUACUCUGCCCUCAUAUCUCCAGGCAGUUUCCUUACAGACGUUAUAUAAAAUGACUCAAUAAAGACAAAUUUGAUCACUGUUUAA